CGUAUCGCCUGUAAAACCCGGACAGAAGAAGGCUUCCACUCACUGGUUUCCAGCUGACACAGCACCUUUUCUUUCCAUUAGCAACUGCAGCUAAAAGUUAGCCCCGGUCAAAGAGAGGCAUCACUGCGGGUUUAAGUCGACACCAGAAGGACGAGGGGUUGACCACUGAGAGGACUGUAAGAUCAGAAAGGAACCAACCUUGAGGAGCUGCCAUCGCGUCUGUAGUGCAGCAGCCAAGCGCUGACCUGUCCGGAGCUAGCGCUACACAGCUAACUGGCUAACCAGCAACCACGUCAUUACUGUGGCGAAGCGAGUUAUAACAAAACCAUAGCGGGUCGCCACAAACGGUGAUGAGUAAUCAACACGACAUGUCAACGUAACGCAAUCCAUCCGACCGACCGGGACUUGGAGGCUCACAGAACUCCUCCCUCGCGACUUGUCCGGACGUCUUCUCCUGCUGGCCGCGUGACCUCACCGACACCGAGCAGCCCUCGAGCAAGAGACCCUGCGGCGUGUCAGCGCCACAAGCGCUCAGUCCCGAUGCCAGAGACCGUCGAUCUCACUUCUGGUCACUUCACAGGGUUGAAAAAAAAAACAGCUGAGUCAUGGAGUGUUUUCCAUUUUGGAUGACUGCACUAUAUGGGAAGGAGUCGUAAGGAAAGGUUUGGGUUAGAUCCACACCACGAGCGUGCAGCAACAGUGUCAUAACAUCCCUCCAAAAAUGUUGUGAUUCCCUGAGCAGCUCACCCCCCAAUGUCAACCUCAGUAUCGUCACGCCUGACUCUGACUCCCGAGUCCCCGAACUGGGGAGGCUGGUAGCUCUUGGUCAGUUGGAGCCCUUUUGUGGAUCAGUGUGGGACUUGCAGUUUCCAGUGAACAGCAGGAGAUGAGAUCCAGACUCGACCAGAAAGAACCUCAUCUUAUUGAAGAAGUGAAAGAAGAAGAUGUGACCGAACUGUCAUUGACUGUUGUGAAGGUUGAAGUUGAUGAUGAUGAUGAUGAGGAUGAGGAUGAUGAUGAUGAUGAAGAAGAAGAAAAGGAGGGGCCUUCAAAUAAGCACUUGACUCAACACUUGAAAACAGAUGCUGAAGAAGAAAACUCUGAAGGACCUCAGGUUCCACCUCCCCACCCAGACCACCAGAGGUCGCUCUCCUCUGAAUUUAACACUAAUGACAGUAAGGACUGGCGGGACUCCAGCAACACCCAGCCAUACACAAAGUCUGUGGAGACUCCAGCUAUUCAAAUCGGUGUAGAAACGGUUGGUGGCGUUAAAAAGCCACUGAUCUGCUCUGGAUGCGGGAAAAAAUGCUCCUCAUCGACUGGACUGACUCUACACUUGAAAGUCUGCUGUGGCGGCGGACCCAAACGCAAACCACGUGCUACUUGCUUGGUUUGUGGAAAACAAUUUUAUAAGUGUCAUCUGAAGGUGCACAUGAGAAUUCACAGUGGAGAGACACCUUUCCAAUGUUCUGAGUGUGGGAAAUGUUAUGCAUUGAAACAGAGCCUGCAUGCGCACAUGAAAGUUCAUGCUGGAGUUAAACGGAAAGAUGAAGCUUUUGAAGCUUUUGAAUGCACUGAGUGCGGGAAAUGUUUCAAAGCAAAAGGGACUUUGAGGGCACACUUGAAAAUUCAUAUUGGAGAAAAACCUUUUGAAUGCUCUCACUGUGGUCAAUGUUUCACACGGCGCAGUAAUCUGAAGAAUCACUUGAGAAUUCACUCUGGUGAAAAACCCUACAUAUGUUCUCAGUGUGGUCAAUGUUUUAGACAGAAUCAAACCCUGGCCCAUCACAUGGUGAUUCACACAGGUGCAAAACCUUUCAGUUGCUCUCAGUGUGGGUUCUGUUUUGGACGGAGGGCGAGUCUUAAGAAACACAUGAUAAUUCACACUGGAGUAAAACCUUACACCUGCUCUUAUUGUGAAAAAUGUUUCUCAGAGAGACAAUCCCUGUUGAACCACUUAAAAAAACACGUGAAAGAAAGUCUUCAAUGCUGAUGUGACCGGGAUCAUGUGGACCCCUGCAGUCAGACAGAAAGACGGUGAUGAAGAAUGCAUGUAUUCCCCAGAUGGCACCAUUGACUUCAUCUCACCUGUGAAGGAA
Molecule: messenger RNA, 2099 nt
Organism: Synchiropus splendidus (mandarinfish)
Lineage: Eukaryota; Metazoa; Chordata; Actinopteri; Syngnathiformes; Callionymidae
Product: gastrula zinc finger protein XlCGF8.2DB-like
Exons: 2
Coding region: 887-1993 (368 amino acids)
Biological process (GO): negative regulation of transcription by RNA polymerase II; regulation of cytokine production; regulation of immune system process
Source: RefSeq, a predicted model, not a curated record